AUGGAACUCACACGCAUUCUUCUGACCCUCGCCAGCUUCCUGCUCGCAACCUCAUCGGCCGCCAGCCCUAGGAAGUGCCGCGAAAGCACCCUCCAGAGCCCGGCCCUAUACGAAAACUACCCCGACAACGGCGUCUCUAUCGGGCCAGACAACACCUUCUACUUCUCGGCCUCCAACUUCCAUCACAGCCCCAAUAUACCGAUCCUACGGUCUUUCAACCUUAUGAACUAA
Molecule: messenger RNA, 231 nt
Organism: Colletotrichum orchidophilum
Lineage: Eukaryota; Fungi; Ascomycota; Sordariomycetes; Glomerellales; Glomerellaceae
Exons: 1
Coding region: 1-231 (76 amino acids)
Source: RefSeq, a predicted model, not a curated record